AUGGCACACAGCAAACGAAACACGUCGCGCAGCGUCUUUACGUCUUACGAGCGUGAUAUGGCCAAGGCUGCAUGGGCGUCUACCUCAGCCCGUUUGUCCCGGGACUCUUUUCUUCCCUUUGGUUCUUGCUACCUUUGCCUCGAGAUAGCCCGGGAUCCAGUAUCAUGCAGUCACGGCGACAUUUUCUGCCGAGAGUGCGCCGUGGCCAACCUGCUCGCCCAGAAGAAGGAGAUCAAACGCGAAGAAAAAGCUCGGGAGAAGGCUGAGCAGGUAAUCUUGGAAGCGCAGGCACAACAGGAUGCCGAAGCCCAGGAACGCGCAGUUAAGGACUUUGAAAACAUUCAAGCGGGGCUGAAACCAUCGCCUGCGGCAUCGACAUCUUUGUCAUACAUUCUACCGACCAAAGAAACGGCCGACCAAGAAGACGACGCCAACCUCGCCAGAGACAAACAGGUCACCAAGAGGAAGUUCAUGCUAGAUCAGGAUGAGCUGGACAGAAUCGCCAAGGAGGAUCGUACUAAGGCUAAAAAGUUGAUUAAAGACGAGAAAGCAUCCAAGGACAGACAACCGUUCUUCUGGACGCCAUCGCAAACUCCGGAUGCCAACGCAGCUCGUUUGGCGGAGGGUUUAAAGGCCGCUCCCAAGAAGGUAAAGCUUGCGCCUUUAUGCCCGGCUUCGGCAGACGAUUCUCGACACUCCUUCUCACUCAAGAGCCUCAUCCCACUCAAAUUCAAAGAAGAGCUAGACGCCAAGACAAAUUCUAGCCGGCGCAUAUGCCCGUCAUGCGUCAAGACACUUGGCAAUGCCUCGCGACCUCUCAUGGCCGAAAAUUGUGGCCACGUAAUUUGCCGAAACUGCGCUGUGAAGUUCAUGGCACCUGUGAAGGGCGACGACUGCACUACACCACAAGAGAAUGCUUGCUACGUUUGCGACUCUGGGCUCCCCGCGACCCGCCCAGACAGUAAGCAGAAGGAGCGAAAACAGGAAUUUGCCGGGCUGGUAGAGCUCAGAUCCGAGGGCACUGGGUUCUCCGCCCGGGGAGCAAGCAAAGUUGAGAGGCGCGGCGUUGCGUUUCAAUGCUAA
Messenger RNA from Colletotrichum orchidophilum, 1083 nucleotides. Its product is annotated as RING finger domain-containing protein. Gene Ontology annotation, molecular function: ubiquitin protein ligase activity. The record is from RefSeq and is a predicted model, not a curated record. The coding region runs from base 1 to 1083 and encodes 360 amino acids. Lineage: Eukaryota; Fungi; Ascomycota; Sordariomycetes; Glomerellales; Glomerellaceae. The transcript is spliced from 3 exons. Gene Ontology annotation, cellular component: nucleus.